AAAGCGGCAUAACCGAUCUUUAUUGCCUUUAUUUUUCAUUUACCAUUUUGCCUUUGCGGGCUUCCGUAGAGGCUCCUUGUUACCAAGGCAGCCAGGAAAAGCUGUGUUAAGAGAAGCUAUGAGCCCCCAAAACGGCUGACUGGGCCCCUGCCAUCAUGGGCACGGCGUCCUCCCUGGUCAGCCCAGGCGAGGUGAUCGAGGACGGCUACGGGGGUGACGGCGGGGAGGCCUGUGAGAUCCCCGUGGAGGUGAAGCCCAAAGCCCGGCUCCUCCGCAGCUCCUUCCGCAGAGGGCCUCGGGCGAUCGGAGCCAGUUUCAAGUCAACGGGAUCCGUGGACCUGGAGUACGCCGCCGAAUAUGAACGCCUCCGGAAAGAGUACGAUAUCUUCCGUGUGAGCAAGAACAACGAGAUCACAUCCAUGCAAAAGAAGGAGGCCAAGCUGGAUGAGGAGAACAAGAGGCUGAGAGCUGAGCUACAGGCUUUGCAGAAGACCUACCAAAAGAUCCUGAGGGAGAAAGACAGCGCUUUGGAGACAAAGUACCAGGCCAUGGAAAGAGCUUCCACCUUUGAACACGACAGGGACAAAGUGAAAAGACAAUUUAAGAUCUUUCGGGAGACGAAGGAGAAGGAAAUUCAGGAUCUCCUUCGUGCUAAGAGGGACUUGGAAUCCAAACUGCAACAGCUGCAAGCUCAGGGCAUCCAGGUUUACUAUCCCAAUGAUUCGGAUUCAGACGACAACCAAACGACGGUGACUGCUGCAGGUACCCAAUGUGAGUACUGGACGGGGGGCGUGCUGGGAAGUGAGCCCUCCAUGGGCAGCAUGAUGCAACUGCAGCAGACCUUCAGAGGACCAGAGUUGGCACACAGCCUCAUCGACGUUGAGGGCCCCUUUGCCAAUGUGAGCAGAGACGACUGGGAUGCUGCGGUGGCUAGUCUGCUGCAGGUGUCCCCUCAUGUGCCUCAGGCCUUGUGGAGCAACACGGUGCGCUGCUACUUCAUCUCCACCCCAGAGACCAAAGCGGAAGUGGACAUUUUUAGCAAGAAACACUCUCCUGUGCUGAGGAGGCUGUGUGAGGCUCUGGGACAUUUCUAUCUGAACAUCUGCUUUCCAGAAGACGACGCUGCCUCAUACGCUUUAGUCCGAAAGCAGGAGAUAGAGAGGAGCUCGGUGUGUGUGCUUCUUAUCAAAUCCACUAUCAGCAGCUCUGUGGUGGAGGACUGCCAGGAGGCGUUUGUGAAGAAUCCGGAUGGCCAUCCUUUAAUACUCUACCUCGGGACUCCAGAAGAUGCUGACCUGUCUGGACCUACAAGGGCACUUCUGGAGAGACUCAACGCUGCAGACAAGGCUGCUAAAAUAAAGGUGUUGGAUCACAGCGGAUCUGCUGAGGACGGGGCUGCCCUCAUUUCUGCUCAGUUGGAGAAAGUCAUCAAACAGGAGUUGCUCGGCCUCGAAGGAGCAGACGCCGACCCAAAGGACUCUGGAAUUGACGAGGGCCGCGAGGAAGACUUGGGCGAUGUCCUGUGGGACCUUCAUGAUGAGCAGGAGCAGAUGGAGUCCUACCAACAGGCUUGCAGCAGCACCAGCUCUCAGCUGGGCUUCCAGAAGUAUGUGGAGCGUCUCAAUGACAUGAUCGCUGCCCCCCCUCCCACGCCCCCUCUGCUGGUGUCGGGUGGGCCAGGCUCUGGGAAGUCCCUCCUUCUCGCCAAAUGGAUUGAACUGCAGCAGAAGCAGACCCCCAACACCUUGUUCCUAUAUCAUUUUGUUGGGCGGCCCUUUUCCUCCAGCUCAGAGCCCGUCCUCAUCAUCAAGCGCCUCACAGUCAAACUGCUUCAACACUUCUGGUCCAUUUCGGGCUUGUCCAUGGAGCCCAGUAAGAUCCUGGAGGAGUUCCCACGCUGGUUGGAGAGGCUUUCAGCGCGUCACCAAGGCAAUAUCAUCAUCAUCAUUGACUCCAUUGACCAAAUACAGCAAGCAGAAAGACACAUGAAGUGGCUGAUUGACCCGCUGCCCGUCAACGUCAGAGUGGUCGUAUCUGUUAACGUGGAGACAUGUCCUCAAGCCUGGAGACUGUGGCCCACUCUCCACUUGGAUCCACUGAGUGUCAGGGAGGUCAGGAAUGUGGUGACUGCAGAGUGCCAAAGCGUGGAUCUCCAACUAUCCAAGGAUCAGGAGAAGAAGCUGGAAAGACAUUGCCGUUCUGCAUCAACCUGCAAUGCUCUAUACGUCACACUGCUAGCAAGGAUGAGCACCAGUAGCUGGUGCUGGUCACUGGAGAAAAGCCUUGAGCAGUGUCUCCAGUGUCAGGACACCUUGGCACUCUACCGCCUUGCACUCAAAAUGAUGCUGGACUCUCUCAGGUCAGACAGAGAGCAAUACUUCAUGAGAGAGAUACUCUGCCUUGUGUAUUCCAGCCAUAAUGGAGUGAGCGAAUCAGAGGUGCUAGAUCUUUUCCCAGAAAUGGAAUUUGUCGUACUGUCGUCACUGCUGUACCAUCUGAGCAGAGUCUGCAUCGUCACCCUACGCUGUGGUCUCAUCAGGUUCCAGCACCUGCAGGCUUGGGAAGCAGUGAGGUUGGAGUUCCUGAGUGGUGGACGCAGCUCUGGUAUCUACAGAGACAAACUGAUCCAGUACUUCAGCCAACACCUCAGUCAUGAUGGUGUGACCUGGCGUGUUGCAGACGAGUUGCCCUGGUUGCUGCAGCAACAGGAGGAAAGAAGCAAACUCCAGCUCAGCCUCCUGAACCUGUUUGUGUCCCAGAACUUGUACAAGAGGGGUCAUUUCUCUGAGUUGCUGGCCUACUGGCAGUACGUGGGUAAGGACAAGAACUCCAUGGCGACAGAGUACUUUGACUCUCUGAAACACUAUGAGAAGAACUGUGAGAGUGAGGACAGCAUGACCAACCUGGCCAACUUGUAUGAGACUUUAGGGCGCUUUCUCAAAGAUUUGGGCCUCCCCAGUCAGGCUGUGGCUCCUCUACAACGGUCACUUGAGAUCAGAGAGACUGCCCUGGACCCAGACCACCCUAGCGUGGCACGCUCCUUGCACCAGCUGGCAGGGGUGUACGUCCAGUGGAAAAAGUACGGCAAUGCAGAGCAGCUCUACAAGCAGGCGCUGGAGAUAAGUGAGAACGCCUACGGGGCUGAACACGCCAGUGUGGCACGAGAGUUGGAGUCCCUCGCAGUGCUGUACCAGAAACAGAACAAGUAUGAACAAGCGGAGAAGCUCAAGAAGAGGUCCAUGAAGAUAAGGCAGAAAACAGCUCGCCAGAAAGGUCACAUGUAUGGCUUCACUUUGUUGCGUCGCCGAGCCCUCCAGCUUGAAGAGCUCACCCUAGGGACAGACUCUGCGGACUGUGCCAAGACUCUCAAUGAACUGGGCGUCCUCUACUACCUCCAAAACAACCUGGACGCAGCUAAGGUGUUCCUGACCCGGUCUCUGGAGAUGCGUCAACGUGUCCUGGGUCCCAGUCACCCGGACUGUGCUCAGUCCCUCAACAAUCUGGCGGCAUUGCACACAGAGAGGCGGGACUACGAGGCGGCUGAGGACAUGUAUGAGAGGGCGCUAGACAUCCGCAAGAGGGCCUUGUCCCCGGACCACCCCUCGCUGGCCUACACGCUCAAACACCUGGCCAUGCUGUACAAGCGCAGGGGGAAGCUGGAGAAGGCGGUGCCCCUCUAUGAGCUCUCGUUAGACAUCAGAGAAAAGAGCUUUGGGCCCAAACACCCCAGUGUGGCCACAGCACUGGUGAACCUGGCAGUGAUCUACUGUCAGCUGAAGAAGCACAGUGAAGCCUUGCCUCUCUACGAGCGAGCACUCAAAGUGUAUGAGGACACUUUGGGACGCUCACAUCCUCGCGUUGGAGAGACACUAAAGAAUCUGGCCGUGCUCAGCUACGAAGAAGGUGACUUUGAGAAGGCGGCCGAGCUUUACAAGCGUGCCAUGGAGAUCAAGGAGGCGGAGCCGUCACUGGUGUGUGGAAAUGCGGCGUCGCGUCACUCAUCCAGCGCUGACACCUUCAGCCUAAGGGGACCUGCCCCCCUCCCUCAAGGCCCGAGUGCCGGACAGUCCAACCCUACAUUCCUCAUCCAAACACCUUCUACAAGUUAUGUCCUCAGGAAGAAGCCCCCUGGUGCGCUGUUACCGGGUGCUCAUAAGGUGGAUAGGGAAUAUCGUGUCCAAAAGGCCCUGUAUUCCGCUGGUUUUCCUGUGCCAAAGCCCCUUCUCCACUGCACUGAAGUUGAUGUCAUUGGAACAGAGUUCUACCUGAUGGAGCACGUUGAGGGCCGGAUAUUUCGGGACCUACGUCUGCCUGGAGUGAGCCCAGCAGAGAGAGCAGCUCUAUAUGUGGCUGCAAUGGAGGUCCUGGCCAAACUGCAUUCACUGGACCUGGCAGCAUUGAAGCUUGACGGCUAUGGCAAAGGAGCAGGCUACUGUAGGAGACAGGUGUCCACUUGGACCAAGCAGUACACAGCAUCCGCUCACAGGGACAUCCCAGCUAUGAAUGAGCUGUCCGAGUGGUUAAUGAGCAAUUUUCCAGCCAAUGAUGAUGAGGUCACACUCGUCCAUGGGGAUUUCAGAGUGGACAACUUGAUCUUCCAUCCCACUGAGCCCCGUGUUCUGGCAGUGUUGGACUGGGAGCUGUCCACCACUGGACAGCCCCUAGCAGACCUGGCCUACUUCCUCAUGCCUCACUACUGGCCCUCAGAACUCACACUACUGAGCACUAUGGGCAGCCUAAAAGGAAUACAAGGUAUUCCCACGGUGGAUCACCUGAUCUCUGUUUACAAGCGCUGCCGAGGGAUCCCGUCUGCUUUCCCACAGUUGAAUUUUUAUUUGGCUCUGUCCUUCUUCAAGAUGGCAGGAAUAGCUCAGGGAGUCUAUGCACGCCACCUACUGGGCAAUGCCAGCUCUGCCAAUGCUGCUGAGUUCGGUCAUUGUGUGGAGCCCCUGGCGGUGUCUGCCCUGCAGCUCAUACAGAGCAGGCCUCUGGCGGCUCCACAGGAAGCCAGGUUGUUUCUGCAGACGCCCAAAGGUCAGGCAGUGCUCCAGCAGGUGAAGGACUUCAUGAGACAGUUCGUGCUUCCAGCUCAGAAGGAAGUUGCAGACUACUACAUCAAACAUGCUCACUCCCCUCUAAGGUGGAGCACCCCCCAAAUAAUAGAAGACUUAAAGGUGAAAGCCAGGGAGGCAGGGCUAUGGAACCUCUUCCUGCCAGCUGCCAGUGGACUCACUCAGCUGGACUAUGCGUUCAUUGCAGAGGAGACUGGGCGUUGCCUCUUUGCACCAGAAGUCUUUAACUGCCAGGCGCCUGACACAGGGAAUAUGGAGGUGCUCCACAUGUUUGGCACAGAGGAGCAAAAGAAGAAGUGGCUGGAACCUCUGCUGAGAGGAGAGAUGCGCUCGUGCUUCUGUAUGACAGAGCCAGGUGUGGCCUCCAGUGAUGCAACCAACAUGGAGUGCAGUCUUCAUCAGGAGGAAGACCACUUUGUCAUCAACGGAGAGAAGUGGUGGAGUAGCGGUGCAGGAAAUCCUCGAUGCAAAGUGGCCAUUGUCAUGUGCACCAGCAGCACCACCAGCACCAACACCAGACAUGGCCGACACAGUAUGGUCUUGGUGCCUUUGGACACUGCUGGUGUCAAGCUGGUCAGGCCACUCACUGUCUUUGGACAAGAUGAUGCCAUCCAUGGUGGACACUUUGAGGUCCACUUUGAAAACGUGCGAGUCCCUGCCUCCAACAUCAUUCUGGGCGAGGGCCGAGGCUUUGAGAUUGCUCAGGCUCGUCUGGGAGCAGGUCGGCUGCAUCACUGCAUGAGAGCUGUGGGUCUGGCUGAGCUGGCGCUGGAGCUGCUGUGUCAGCGUGCCGCCUCCAGGAGAACCUUUGGCAAGAAACUGUACCAACAUGAGGUGGUGGCUCACUGGAUAGCGGAGUGCAGACUCAUGAUAGAGCAGAGCCGCCUGCUGACGCUUUGUGCUGCACACACUCUUGACACGCUGGGAGGACGUGCUGCUCGUAAACAGAUAGCGAUGGUGAAGGUGGCAGCAGCCAGGAUGGCGUGCAAGGUGCUGGACUGUGCUAUACAAGUCCAUGGAGGUGCAGGCGUAUCUGGAGACUUCCCCUUGGCACACAUGUAUGCCUAUGCCAGGACUUUACGAAUCGCUGAUGGACCAGAUGAGGUGCACUUGUCCUCCAUUGCUGGUCUGGAACUGAGGGAUCAAAUGGCCAAGGCCAAACUGUGACAUCAUCACAUCAGCUGUGUUUGACGGACCUGAUGAAUGGACAAAUCCAAUCCUUAUUAGCAAGAGUUGUCAUUAUUGUUAAUUGUUAUUCAUUAACGAAAUCUAAUCUACUUAUGCAAUAAAAUUGACACUAUAAAAAUAAAAAA
Dunckerocampus dactyliophorus (ringed pipefish) is the source of this 6385-nucleotide messenger RNA. Its product is annotated as nephrocystin-3-like. The coding region runs from base 156 to 6239 and encodes 2027 amino acids. The transcript has 48 exons. NCBI's taxonomy places the organism in Eukaryota, Metazoa, Chordata, Actinopteri, Syngnathiformes, Syngnathidae. The record is from RefSeq and is a predicted model, not a curated record. Gene Ontology annotation, molecular function: oxidoreductase activity, acting on the CH-CH group of donors; protein binding; flavin adenine dinucleotide binding. Gene Ontology annotation, cellular component: mitochondrion.